Molecule: messenger RNA, 522 nt
Organism: Phyllostomus hastatus (greater spear-nosed bat)
Lineage: Eukaryota; Metazoa; Chordata; Mammalia; Chiroptera; Phyllostomidae
Gene: CUNH17orf67
Product: chromosome unknown C17orf67 homolog
Exons: 5
Coding region: 1-258 (85 amino acids)
Source: RefSeq, a predicted model, not a curated record
AUGGCGCAGCACCCGUGUGUGGCUACUGAGCCCUUGAAAUGGGCCUCCCCGAUUGUGACAGAAAAGGAGGCCAAACAGCUCCUGCGGUCCAGGCGCCAGGACAGGCCCAGCAAACCCGGGUUCCGGGACGAGCCCAUGCGGGAGUACAUGCACCACCUGCUCCGCCUGGAGCGCCGAGCGGAGGAGCAGUUCCUGGAGCACUGGCUGAACCCGCACUGCAAGCCCCACUGUGACAGGAACGUGGUGCACCCCGUGUAGGGCUCGGGACCAGCCUCCGCUGCGGAAAGGGAUGUUUUUGGACCUUGUGAACUGUGGCCAUGGCCAAGGCUGCUGUGGGGAUUGAUGGCGAAUGCACGGGCUGCUUCAUUCUCCUAACCUGCCAAGAGCUUCAAGUACGGACCACGCCUCCCCCCCAUGGGCUUCCUACCAGGUUGGAAGGGUGGGCAGAGUGAAGAUCUGGCCUGAGCUGAUGGAGCUGGACUUCCAGAGUGUGGGGCCAGGCGACCUGCACUGCCUGGGGCU